Messenger RNA from Hydra vulgaris (swiftwater hydra), 2311 nucleotides. RefSeq names its product vacuolar protein sorting-associated protein 45. NCBI's taxonomy places the organism in Eukaryota, Metazoa, Cnidaria, Hydrozoa, Anthoathecata, Hydridae. Gene Ontology annotation, cellular component: Golgi membrane. The record is from RefSeq and is a predicted model, not a curated record. Gene Ontology annotation, biological process: intracellular protein transport; vesicle-mediated transport.
UUUGUUUUAGGUUUUAAUUCUUUUUUUAAAUUAUAAUUAUUUUGUUUACCAACAUUAACCUUCAGAAGAAUUUUAAGUUAAAUCAGAAUGAAUGUGAUAGUUGCUGCAAAACAUUAUAUUACUAAGAUGAUUGAUGAUGCUGGACCUGGGAUGAAAGUUUUACUUAUGGACAAAGACACGACUGGCAUUGUGAGUAUGGUGUAUGCACAAAGUGAAAUUUUACAAAAAGAAGUCUUUCUUUUUGAACGGAUAGACUCACAAGGUAGAGAGGUGAUGAAGCAUUUAAAAGCUGUUAUUUUUGUCAGACCAAGUAAAGAGAAUACAGAAAGUUUGAAGAAAGAGUUGAAAUUUCCUAAGUAUGGUUCAUAUUAUUUGUAUUUCAGCAAUGUUCUAGCAAAAUCAUAUGUAAAACAGUUAGCUGAAUGCGAUGAUCAAGAGGUUGUUAAGGAAGUGCAGGAGUUUUAUGCAGACUAUUAUGCUGUCAGUCCACAUUUGUUUUCUUUAAACAUUGUUGGUUCAUCAAAGGGAAAGAACUGGGAUGCAGAUAAACAAGAGCGUACAACAGAUGGUAUCUUUGCUCUUUUGUUAUCAUUAAGAAAGAAACCUUUUAUACGCUAUCAACAAACAUCUCAAAUGUGCAAAAGAUUAGCAGAGAGUGUUAUGCAAAAAAUGUUACAAGAAAAAAGUUUGUUUGAUUUUCGUCAAUCAGAUACACCUUUGUUGCUGAUUGUUGAUAGAACAGAUGAUCCAGUAACUCCUUUACUAAACCAAUGGACAUACCAAUCUAUGGUUCAUGAACUUCUGGGUAUAAAAAAUAAUAGAAUUGAUCUGUCAACAAUACCUGGCAUCCAAAAAGAGUUAAAGGAAGUAGUUUUAUCAGCAGAACAUGAUGAUGUUUAUCGUGAUAAUAUGUACUUAAAUUUUGGUGAAAUAGCUGCUAAUAUCAAACGUCUGAUGGACGAUUUUCAAGUAAAUGCUAAAAGUAAUCAGAAGCUAGAAUCCAUUGCUGAUAUGAAGGCAUUUGUGGAAAACUAUCCACAGUUUCGCAAGAUGUCAGGAACUGUUUCCAAGCAUGUUACUGUUGUUAGUGAACUUUCAAGAUUAGUCAGUGAUCAUUGUUUACUAGAAGUCUCAGAACUGGAGCAAGACAUAGCGUGCAGAUCUGAUCAUGCUUUGCAUUUACAGAGCAUACGGAAACUUAUUUUAAACCAAAAAGUUCGUCAUAUAGAUGCAACACGUUUGGUUUUGUUAUACGCUCUUCGAUAUGAAAGAACUCCAAAUAAUGAAAUAAAAGCUUUGCGAAAUGAUUUGCAAAAAAGGGGUGUCGAUGAUCAACUUCUUAAGCUUGUUUUAAAUAUCAUAGAAUAUUGUGGGGCAACAGUUCGUGGUAGCGAUAUUUUUGGACAAAAUAAAAAUGCACUAGCAAUGACCAAAAAGUUUAUCAAAGGUUUAAAGGGAGUAGAGAAUAUUUACACUCAACAUAAACCUCACAUUCACGAUAUUCUUGAUGAUUUAAUUAAAGGAAAACUAUCAGAAAAACAAUAUCCUUACCUCAAUAAAGAUGAUAUAAGAGAAAAACCUCAAGAUAUUAUCAUUUUUAUUGUUGGUGGAUGCACUUAUGAAGAGAGUAUCACAGUAUUUGAGACAAAUCGUAAUAAUCCUGGUGUUCGUGUACUAUUAGGAGGGAGCACUGUGCAUAAUACAGAAAGCUUCCUUACAGAAGUUCGUGAAAGUACAUUACUAGCUUCAACGCCAUCUGUUUCUUACUCGACAAAUUCCCAAACUCAAUUAUCUGGAAUGACAUAAAGACGUAGUUUAGCAUUUAUAGAUAUAAAUGUCGGUUUUAAAAACCGUAACUCUCUUAUAUUUAUAAGCGGUAUUGUUUAUAGUUGUCUUGAUAUUAUUUAACACGAUAUUUUAUCGUUUUUUUCGUUUUUGCCCAUAAGGCUGAAAACUAAAAUAAUGUUUUCUUAACUAAAUAAUUCAAUAAUACAAAUAAGCAAUUUAAAAAAGCGAAGAAAGAAAUAAAGAAAGCAGUUCAGAGAUUUAUAACUUUGAUUUUGAUUAAUUGAUUUGCUCUUUGAGUAUCGAAUUUAGAGAUAUUUGAAAUUAUUUUUUCCUUGUUAUAAAUUUACCAUAAAAUCAGACAAUCUAAAUUUAUUAAAUGGCUGUAUUUUAUAAUUCUUUGAUAUUUAAGUUUCGAAGUAAUUAUUUUUAGAAGACCCAUUAUUGUUAACGGCAAUCGAAAAUUGUAACUUAAUAAAACUUUGUUUAUUUAUUUUUUAUACAGUAAUUAUAUUUUAUAUGUUAA